AUGUAUGAAUCCCCUUCCUUUUCAAUAUAUAUAUUUUUUUAUUUUUCUUUUCUCUCUUUUUUCUUUUCUUUUUUUUUUUUUUUUUUUUUUGGCUUGACUUUGAGCGUUUCGAGCGAGCGCAUCUCUCACACUUCCCACGGCGGGAGAAGAAGGGAGGAGACACGAGGGCACCCUUCUUUUUUAUUUAUUAUUCUGCUUAUUUGUGCGCCGCACGUUUUAAUGAUCGUACGCCGCCUCCGGUGCGCUUCUAUUCUGCUGCCGGGGAGUGACACGCUGCGACGACGUCGUCGGGCGGGACUGCGUCAUGGCAGCAGCGUCAUGGAUGCCUUUGCGUUGACCGCCGCUGACAGGGAGCAUGGCUCGUUACAUGACAAUAGGGGCGGCUUGUCUUCGCACGACACGCAACCCGCCGACAACAUUUACGACCCCCGCCAUGAAGAAUCAUCCGAGACGAUGCUUCCAUUCACGGAGGGCGCAUACUGCGGCGGCGAUGAGGCAGAGGGUGGGCAGCAUUGCGUCGUAGAAGGAGAGAGGAGUGUUGGUGAAAAGGACGAGCUACGGUCACUGCGUCUCUCAGCGCGGACCCUACGCGACGCCGCGGAGCGAGAAAUAAAGGCGGAAAUUGAGCGCGACUCCCGCGAUGGUGUGGCAGCAAUUCCGCCGUUGCCACCAUCCGGGUGGAAGGUGCAGCACCCGGCGGGGUCCAACUACUUUGUCAUGACAAGGACACUACGUGGCGGGGCGAAAUCGGCCGAACAGCAGACACGGCGCUACCAAAGCGUGCACGAUGUUUUUCUUAAGGCUCUGAAAGAGAAUCAAAGACAAAAAGUGCUUCGUGUCCCGAAGCAGAGAGAAGAAAAAGAAGAAGAAGAAGAGCAACAACAACAGGGACUUCAAGGACAAAUGCAGGAGCAAGCACGAAAUGGCAUGGAUGACAUUGCAUCCAGCAGCUCUUUGCAAUCAAGGGGUUCCUUUAAAAAGAUGGUUGUGGAUUACACUGGUCAAAAUCAACAUCGUGCAGUGCUUCGAGAGAUGACGGCUUCAAAUGAUGCAGAGCACGUGGAUAGAAUGGAUGUUUGCUUGACGGUGUUUGCUCCUUUUCGCGUUUACGAUCCUUCCUUUCAUGACCCUACCGUAGAUAUCUGCGAAUGGUCCUCCUUUGACGUACUUGUGCGGAAGAAGAAGGCAGCCGAAAAGCAAGGUUCAGGGGGAAGGACAAACAAUGCUCUCAACUCAUUGGCGCAGUUGGUUCAUGAUCGUGCACUCUGUAUGUUUGUGAGGCUAGCCAGUGUAAACAGCGAGAUGCGAAUUCGCUUCAUCCAAUUCCUUUCGAUUAAUGAGGCACAGGCACUGGAGGAGCACGCGUGUUUUGGCCGGGGCGAGCCAGGGUUUCUGGAAUUGAUGCGCCGUCGCCGUCAGAUGCGCGCGAGAACACGUCCCUUUCGGUCACUGCGCCGCUACGAUGAGCCUCUAACAUUGCUUCACGAAGCGCCAGAUACUCAAGACGCAUCAUCGACCAGCCCUCUGGCUAUCGGAUCACAACAGGGCUCACGCGGUAGUGCGUAUGAGCUUCUGACGGAAUGCUUUGACUCUACCGGGGAGUAUAGUCGGACCUUAUGCUACAGCGGGCCGUACCUGAGUGAGCUGUCCAAGGAGAUGAUGGGGGCGCUACAGGAUUACCUUCAAGGGGACCUCGCUCUUUCGCAGGAGCUCUGCGAGUAUGUCUGUCAAAUGCAGUUCUUCCUGGAACAGGAAGAGUACAUGGCGUGGCUGGGGAGGCUGCGUCAUGUGGCCACCGUUGCCUCAGAGCGUAGUCACAAAUAA
Messenger RNA from Trypanosoma cruzi, 1824 nucleotides. RefSeq lists its product as uncharacterized. The coding region runs from base 1 to 1824 and encodes 607 amino acids. The transcript has a single exon. The record is from RefSeq and is a predicted model, not a curated record. Gene Ontology annotation, cellular component: mitochondrial matrix. Lineage: Eukaryota; Euglenozoa; Kinetoplastea; Trypanosomatida; Trypanosomatidae.